Messenger RNA from Cryptosporidium ubiquitum, 2709 nucleotides. RefSeq lists its product as uncharacterized. NCBI's taxonomy places the organism in Eukaryota, Apicomplexa, Conoidasida, Eucoccidiorida, Cryptosporidiidae. The coding region runs from base 1 to 2709 and encodes 902 amino acids. The record is from RefSeq and is a predicted model, not a curated record. The transcript has a single exon.
AUGGUGGAAAUAGGCCAUAAUAGAAGAGCAAAGAGAUAUGCCUUAGAAAUAUGUCAGUGGUUGGACGCAAUACUAAAAGAUGAAAGUGUGGAUGAGAGCAUUGAAUAUGAGAUGAAUAACACUGUGGAAGGAUUAAGUAGGCAGUUGGUAGAGGUAAAGAAGAGCAACGACGAAUAUAAAAAGGAGUUGGAGGAAUUGAAUUCAAAAUACUUGGAAAUAUCAGAGUAUUUAUCUGUUAAGAAUAAGUUACAGGAAGUAAUUCGAGAGUAUGAGGAAUAUAAGUCAGAUAAUGAGAGGAAAAUAUACCAAUUAGAGAAGCUAAAUGAUGAGUUACAGGAGGAAAAGACUCGAUUGGAGCUAAGAGGAAAAACCUUGGAGGAAAAUAACAGGGAAUUAUUGAAGAAGAAUGAGGAACUGAUUAGAAAUAUGGAAGAGAAGAUUAGAGAGAUUGAUCAGAAGGUUUAUGAAAAGAUAGAGAUUGAACAGGAACAUUUUAGAAAGGAAGAAGAAUAUAAGAUCUUAUUGGAUAAGAAUAAGAGCGAAAAGAAUGAGUUACAGAAUAGAUGUAAAGGGCUGGAGGAGAUGUUAAAAUUACAGGAGAAGGAGUUAAAAGAUGGUUUUUCAAAGGAAGUUAGUGAGAAAGAGUUAAAGAUUCAAAGUUUAAGUGAAGAGUGUAUGCAUAAUAAGUACAGAAUAACAGAACUAGAAAAGCUAUUAAAAAUGGCAGAGAAUGAGCAGUUAGUAAGUAAGAACUACAGAUCUCUAAUAGAACAAUAUAAGAAUAGAUUACUGGUAUUGGAGAAUUCCGAAAAGAGUUACCAAGAACUUCAGGAGAAAUGGAGUAACCAAGAAAGGCUUCUGAAACAACAGGCACAGAAACUGGAACAGGCUGAGGGUUGGCUAAAGAGAAUGGUGGAGCUAGAACAGGAGAAUUCAACUUUGAAUCAGCAAAUAAAACAAUGGGAAACUAUGGCAUUUAGGUACACUCAUAAUUUGAAAGUUUUGAAUAGGGAAAGUACAGGUGGUCAAAUAAAGGAUGAGUCGGAUGAUUUUGAAAUGGGAUCACAAAGUGAUACUACUAAUCGUAAUAUAGAGUAUGAUGCUGAUACUGGUACCGGUACCGGUACUAAUAUAAAUUCAGAUCAUAAAAAUAGUAAUCAAAAAUCAGAGGAAAGGAAAGUAAUAUCUCCAACCAGUGUUUUAAGUGCAAUAUUUGAGUUCCAAAGACGUUACCAGGAUGUUUUAGUUUCUAAAACUGUAAUAGAGACAUCUAAAGUAGAAUUGGAAAACAAGGUCGAUAUGCUGGAGAGUAAAUUACAGGUUUGUCAGAGAGAGAUUAAGUAUUACGAAGAUGAGUUAAGCUCAAAAUCUGAGGAGAUUCAGAGAAUAUCAGAGGAGAAUAAACGUUUAGAAUGUGAGACUAAGGUUUUGAAAGAAUGUCUGAGUAAGGAAAGUAAAUCAUCAUUUAUAUAUGGAGUAGCAGAUAUUGGACUAGAGGGAGAAGAAAAGGGAGAAACAGGAGAAGGAGAAGGAGAAGGAGUGAAGGAAGUUAAUAAAGAAAUAGUUAAAGCUUAUCUUACAAAAUAUACUCAGAGAGAAAUGGAAGGAAGUAAAGGAAAAGAUGAUAUAGGAGAAAGUACUGGUAUACAAGAGGAGAAAGGAAGAAUAAUGAAAAUAGAGGCUCAAAGAAAGGACUUGGAAGAGAAGAUGAAAAUAAUAACACAUUUGGAGAGUGAGUUGAAGUUGAGGAAUGAGGAGAUCAAGACAUACUGGAGCAUAAGGGUAGCAUAUGAUACAUUAACCCAAGAAAGGGAUUCUUUAUUAGAGUCAUCAAACAGCCUUCAGGAAUACAAUAAAGAAUUAAAAUCUCAAUUAGUUUCUUUAAAUGAGAAGCUUAAGAUGUAUGAGCUAUCAUCUAAGGUAUCCAGAGAUUCAAGCCAAAAUAACAUUCAUUUUGGAUCAGUGGAAGUAACUGGUGAAGAUGCAAUCAAAGUGGAUGAACUUGGUGGUGAUGAGAGUUAUUCAGUUUUUAAAGAUAAAUACUAUGAGGAGCAAAGACGAAACCAGACACUUAGUGAAUAUUAUAUUAAGGAAAGAAGUAAUUUGGUGGAUGCAAUAUCCAAUAUUUUGGGAUGGAGGAUAGAAAUCAUAUAUGUAGAAGGUGGAUUGACAGCUUAUAAACUUUCAAACAUAUUUUCAAAUCAUGGAGGAGAGUUAAUAUUUGUUAUAAGGCCAGCUCCUGCUAUUGGUGAAGGAGGUGGAACAGGUGGAGGAACAGUAAACCCAACAAAUGCAGUAACCACAACAUUUUUGUUAACAAAUGAAAAUAUGGUUUCAGAGACGGAAAUGGAGGAGCAGUUAACACUGGACUUUAUAGGUUAUUAUGCAAAUAAGUUUGAAGAGGAUUCGAAUUGGGCUUUACAACUAACAGCUACACAAUCUUACCCAGCAUUUAUGGCAUAUACAUGCUUGGAGGAGUUUCAUAAUACUAAUAUAGAGAGUAUUGUUAAUAACAGUAAUUCUCAACAAGAUUCAGUACCAGAAAAAUCACCAGGUACAGUAGAACAGGGUAACUCUAAUCAAGGGACUUUAGUAUUUGAAGCUCCUUCAAUGGUACCUUCUAAAAAGAUUCCAGAAGUAACAGAGCAAGGUUUAAUUAAGACAAAAAGAUUGAGAGAAGACACUAGUUGGAUUCACCCAAAAGAAUGA